UGUGUCGUGGUGCAUGCUGGGUGUACAUUCUUCGAUGUUGUUUAGUGUUAACUGCGUAUGUCAUAGAAUUAGAGUUAAUUUACGUUUCAUAGAUCUGUCUUUGGGCUGAAACAAUGGAUGCAGAACAUAUGAUAAUGCAGAUAUUUGCAACUUAUUUCACGUAUAGAUAUAACGACUGGCCAUAAACAAUAUUUGGGAAAUAACUUUAUUUGUGAAGAUUUCUGAAUGCUGUGUUGUUGCCCAACAACCCAGAAGACAGAAAUCUUAAUACUCACCGCUGUGAAAACCACAAAUCAUACAUAACUUUAUUUGUGAUUGUCUUUGAUGUGAUGGCUUGUGUCUUGAACAUAUUCUAGGACUUGGGGAAAGUAUUCCAAGCUGGAUACAAUUGUCUGGACUAUGAUGCCGUUUGACUGGAAUUAUUUUAAGCCAUUUACUUUACUGUCCAGGAACUGUUGUGUGAGAAAGAGGUUUUAAAUUUACAAACAGUUCUGCACUCCCUUGCAUCAAGAGUGUCAGAAAUUAUAAUGCAAGGAGUUGAAGAAAUGUCAUCGUCUGUGAAGGGAAGCUCGAGUAAAAUCAUGACUGAUAGGGAUAUCGUGGGUUUACAGAAGUCUGUAAAUUUAUUGAAACUUGAACCUAGUUCAGAUACCAAGACAUGUCAUGAUGGAAAUCAGGUUCUUGAUAUAAAAGUUGAGGGAGUCGCAGAUAUGCAAGCGGAGGAUGGUCCUGUGGUAACAUCAUGUCCCGUAAUAAAGACUGAAGAAGAGAACUGCACGGAUUUGCUGAAAAUUGUAUUUGGUUCAAAUAGUAAGACAUGUCAUGAUGGAAAUCAGUUUAUUGAAGUAAAAUCUGAGGACCUUAGUGAGGAGGAGGCCACAAAGGAGGAGCAGGAGGAGGAUCCUUUGCUAAUAAAAUAUCCAGUAACAAAUAUAGAGCAUGAGCAGAGUAUUGAGGAAGAAUCUUGCACUGAAAAUGGUGCGUGGCAGUAUUACUGUGGUUUGUGUAAAAAGACGUACAAUGAGACGAUUUGCCUAAAGACACAUCCACCAAUACAUCAGGAAAAGCAGUUAUAUCCCUGUGACGUGUGUGAAAAAUCAUUCAGUCAGAGAGGUCAUCUGAAGGCGCAUCAACGGAUACAUAGCGGGGAGCGCCCGUAUUCUUGUGAUGUGUGCAGUAAAUCGUUUCGUCAGAAGGGCGAUCUGAAGAAGCAUCAGCGUAUUCACAGUGGAGAGCGCCCGUAUAUCUGUGAUGUGUGUAAUAUUUCUUUCACCCAAUGGAACGUUCUAAAAAAGCAUCAACGCACACACAGCGGAGAGCGGCCAUAUUCCUGUGAACUGUGUAAUAAGUCAUUCAGUGACAGCAACGUUCUAAAAAUACACCGGCGCGUUCACAGUGGAGAACGGCCUUAUUCCUGUGAUGUAUGCAGUAAGUCGUUCAGUCAGAGGAGUGAUCUGAAGAAACAUCAGCGCAUACAUAGUGGGGAGCGGCCAUUUUCAUGUGGUGUCUGCAGUAAAUCAUUUAGGCGGAGAGAUGACUUAAAGAAACACCAACGAAUACACACUGGAGAGCGACCAUAUCUGUGUAAUGUUUGUAAUAAUACUUUUGGUGAGAAGAGUGUUCUGAAAAAGCAUCAGCGGUUGCAUAGUGGAGAGCGGCCAUAUUUUUGUGACGUGUGUAGCCAUUCUUUCAAUCAGAAGAGUGAUCUGACAGUACAUCAACGCAUACACAGUGGGGAGCGGCCAUUUUCAUGUGGUGUGUGUAGUAAAUCAUUCAGGGAGAGCAGAGUUCUGAAGAUCCAUCAACUUGUACACAGUGGAGAUCGGCCAUUUUCUUGUGAUUCGUGUAAUAAAUCAUUCUGCCAGAGGAGUGAUCUGAAGAAACAUGAACUCACGCACAAUAGAGAGCAACAAUGAAUUUUCUCGCAUCAACACCCUUUGCUUGAGAGCGUAUUAGUUCUCAUGAUUUACGUAAUAAGUUACUCUCAGGGGAGUGAUCUCAAGAAUCAUUGAAAAUAUCGCACGGGCAGCGCCGACUUCUAACAAGAGUCGAGUUCUUUCCAGCGUCGAGACGACCUAGACUCAAGUCAGCGAGGAAAUAAAGGUGUUCGGUCGACUUGGUUUUACACAAGUUUGGUGAAGCCGACUUUCGAGUAGUUUCUAAAUAUUGUUACAAAAUAAUAGUUUUGCAAAGCUUUCUUCAUCUCGGUACUCUGCCGCUGUGUAUAGGAACUUUGGCUUGUUUACAGUGUGUCCCAUCACUAGUGGCCCAAGAGGGAUGAUUUGGAUAUCAAGUGGAAACAUCCUGCUCUCCCUUACUGAAGAUAACUUGUUUGUAGCUUAUGUUGAAAUAGCAAAUACAAAAUAAUUGCAAUUGCAGCUUGGUUCUUAAAGAUAUAGGAGAAUAUACCCUUUUAAUAUGUAUUUAUAUAUUAAUGUAGUCUCUAUAAUCAAGCCAUAUACAACAGUGUGGUAUGUAUGUCUUUCUGUGAAAUGGGUUAUAAUAAGUUAUUCACAGGCCAAAAUCAUCUAAAGACGCGUCGGCUCAUGCUCAGUUGUGAGUGUUUAUGUUUCUGUGAUGUGUUGGGCAUCAUUCAGUGAUCAUUGUCAUUAGUAAAGGGUGGUUAUUUGUUUUCCUUUGAUGUCUGUAAAAGUCAAUGAGUAAUUAAUGCCAUUUUCGUUUUAGAACAUUUUCAUUAUAUUGUAAUUUGUUCCAGUAGCGUAGUUUAAAUGCAUCAGUGCGCUAGAUCAUGUCAUAAGGGAAAUGUAUUUUGCAAAUUUUAACUGUGCUUGUGCUGAUCUGGAAGGGCAGAAAGGCAGAAAUUCUAAUAGUUCCUGAAGACUAUAAUAACAUCCUGUGCCCUUAUAGAAUUUGGAAAGUUUUUAGACACAGGUUGUGAAGUGGAUUGAGCUGGCUGAGGAUAGGGUAGCAACUUGAUCAGAUGUACCCUGUUAAGUGGAGACAGCUGGUAACAGAUAUUGUGACGGUGAAGCAAAUGUUGGACGGAACCACUGCCGAUAAGUCAUUAUUCACAUUUAUAAUUUUCAUGUUCAAAUUGAAUGAGUAUUGAAUUAAUAACGUGUUUCUGUGGGUACAACUUGCAGCAGGACAUCAUAGUGUACAUAAAUUUGUCUAGUAUGUAAUUAUUUGUGUAAUAAUUUUCAUGCAAUUUGACAUUAUGUCAGGAAUGAUUACUGUAAAAACAUAUUUUCUACAAU
This is a messenger RNA of Zootermopsis nevadensis, 3218 nucleotides long. RefSeq lists its product as uncharacterized. Gene Ontology annotation, cellular component: chromatin; transcription regulator complex; PcG protein complex. Gene Ontology annotation, molecular function: RNA polymerase II cis-regulatory region sequence-specific DNA binding; DNA-binding transcription factor activity, RNA polymerase II-specific. Gene Ontology annotation, biological process: regulation of transcription by RNA polymerase II. Lineage: Eukaryota; Metazoa; Arthropoda; Insecta; Blattodea; Termopsidae. The record is from RefSeq and is a predicted model, not a curated record.